AUAGCUAAUAUCCAUCAGCCUUGCAGCAGGUUCGAUAGUUAAUGUGGACCAAAUAGCACGAUACAUAUUGAACGUUGCCAGCUAACGCCAGGCUCCAUUUAGCAGUCGAUGAUGUCCAUAAUCAACUAACGUAGGCUAAACUAGCUAAGUAUUAACGAAAGAAUUUGCAAAAAUACAUUGCGAUUCGUGGUGAAAGGAAGUGGAGUUGACAGAUGGACAUUGGUGUAAACAGAUGUCAAUCGUCUCUAGAAAUGAAGUUUUGAACACAUGCCGGCCCAUACAGUCUGUGUGUCACCAAUUCAGACAAAACCAUGGUAGUUAGCGAGUUGCCACUUUAUAAAAGACAAAAUGUCGACAUUGCACUUUUAGAUUGGAAAAUACUCACAGCGCAGAGUCAAUGGUUCAACGCAGUCCCAAUAGCUAUGGAGUUUGGGAUUCGCAGCAAUGCAGUCGGUUACACCACCUUCUCCGUUGUUAUUGACUGGAAUCCUUGCAAGAAAUUGAAACAAAGACUGAACUUGUACUACUUAGCCAGAGGGAUAAAUGACAAACCAGAGCCUAGGGAAAUAGCAGUUUUUAGACGAGCUGGAGAGAUCACAUAUGCCGACCCGGAAAACAAGAAACUGGUCGAGGUGAUGAAGGCAUUGGACAACUACUGUGCACCACGCAUGAAUACUGUGUUCGAGAGACAUUCAUUUUGGGCACACAACUUCAAUGAACAGGCAGGUCACUGUUACACCUCCAUCAACUCAGCCCAUGUGGACCAAAUGAUCCGGCCGGGCCACAGCUUCAGCCUGGCCUGUGAGUUUGUCUGCCUGCAGCCCAGCCAUGUGAUGCAGUGGUGGAAGGAUGGCCAGGUCCUACUUAACGCUAGCGCCAUCCUGCCCAACAUUACUCUGUCUAUGCAUGUGAGUGGAGCUGGGGAGAAGGACAGUGGAAACUAUAGCUGUAGGACAGAACCAGCUGAUGCCCUGGGCACCACAGCUGUUAUUACAGUGGGAGACCUCCCUACCUCUGGACCCUCUUUCAAUACCCUUGAGCCCACAAUCGAGCCAAAGCAGGGUGUUCUAGAUGUUGUGAUGGUGUGGUACCUACUGUUGAAGGCUAUUUUCUCAUCCUCAUGGUGACCACUAUAGUUCUGGUUCUAGCCUGCAGGCUCCGCUGAAUACAGUAUGGCUCUCAAGCUUAUAACAUGCUGCCAUGUGGCUUUGCUUCCAGCUAUUGUUGAAUUUUAACAGCACAUGCUGUGGAACACUGUAAAUCAACUUCAAGUGCUAGUGAUCUUAGUUUAAAAUGUUGAUGGAACAGUUGGUUUUGAUCUGUGUAUUGUGUUUGUUCAAUUAUAACUUCUGUUAUAAAUCCUGUUAGCCUACAUUAUUAACUAUUUGGUAUAAUUAUUUCUUCAAACCUGUACUGCUGCUGCAAUAAACUCUCUUUUUUUCAAUUUUA
Messenger RNA from Oncorhynchus masou masou (cherry salmon), 1449 nucleotides. RefSeq lists its product as uncharacterized. The transcript is spliced from 4 exons. Bases 312 to 1127 code for a protein of 271 amino acids. The record is from RefSeq and is a predicted model, not a curated record. NCBI's taxonomy places the organism in Eukaryota, Metazoa, Chordata, Actinopteri, Salmoniformes, Salmonidae.